Prunus mume (Japanese apricot) is the source of this 1382-nucleotide messenger RNA. RefSeq lists its product as uncharacterized. The record is from RefSeq and is a predicted model, not a curated record. NCBI's taxonomy places the organism in Eukaryota, Viridiplantae, Streptophyta, Magnoliopsida, Rosales, Rosaceae.
AUGGCUACCUCUAAACUCAAAACCCAAAGAAAACCCACCAAGCAAAUACACCAAAAGGCUCAGAAACAGAACCAAAACCAGAACCAGAAGCCCCAAAAGACAGAGAAGCCACCAUAUUGGUCUGUUGUAAGAGGCUUAUUGACCUGUAAACAUCUCCAACCACUUCAGCCACAACAAGAGCGCAAAAAGCAGCUACCGCAACAACAACAACAGCAUGAGCAAGCCAUGGAGGAAAGUAAUGCUGCCAAGAAAAGCAAGAAAAUGAGAUGCUCUGGCUCACUGUGUAACAACACCAAAAUCAUGCACAGGCCUGAAAUAGGAUCUCCUGAAGUUCAUAAGAAAAGGGCUUCAAUGGGUUCAUGUAACAGUAAUGAAACUUCAAGCAGAUCCAUGAAAGCUCCUCUGCAUGAGCUCAAUGGGGUUGUUUCUACCUCUUCUUCUUCAUUAUCUGCAGUAUCUACUAAUAAUUCUUCUGUUGGUGCUGGGUCUUUUAGAGCAAUGCCUUUCAGGAGAUUCUCUGGCUGCUAUGAGUGCAGAAUGGUGGUUGAUCCUGUUCUUGGUUUUGCCAGAGACCCCUCUCUGAGAGGCAGCAUUUGUUCAUGUCCUGAAUGUGGUGAGAUUUUCAUGAAAGCUGAGAACUUGGAGCUUCAUCAGGCUGUUAGGCAUGCAGUUUCUGAACUGGGUCCUGAAGACACAAGCAAGAACAUAGUGGAGAUCAUAUUCCAGUCCAGCUGGCUAAAGAAACAGACCCCGAUAUGUAAAAUCGACCGCAUCCUCAAAGUCCACAACACCCAAAAGACCAUCUCCAAAUUUGAAGAGUACAGAGAAUCCAUCAAAGCCAAAGCCACCAAGCUCCCCAAGAAACACCCUCGCUGCAUUGCAGACGGCAAUGAGCUCCUCAGGUUCCACAGCACCACAUUUGUGUGCUCACUAGGCCUAAACGGCUCCUCCAAUCUCUGCAACUCAAUUCCACAUUGCAAUAUCUGCAGCAUAAUAAAAAAUGGGUUCAAUAAGUUCUCUGGAGACCUAAUCGAAGACGGCAUUUUGACAACAGCAACAAGUGGAAGAGCUCAUGACAAGGCUGUGGUUGCUGCAGAGGACAGUGGCAAGAGGGCAAUGCUGGUUUGUCGUGUGAUUGCAGGGAGGGUGAAGAAGAACAUGGAGGAUGGUAUUGGUAUUGGACCUAUUGGUAUGGAAGAGUAUGACUCUGUGGCUGGAGCUGUGGGAGUCUACUCUAAUUUGGAUGAGUUGUAUGUGUUUAAUCCCAAGGCUAUUUUGCCUUGUUUUGUUGUCAUAUAUGGAGGUUUCUAAACUUUUUAAUGAGUUUUUGGCCACAUCUAUGUUAUAUAUUGCUAAGAUGAUUAUGACUUAAUUCUACAUUU